Molecule: messenger RNA, 2321 nt
Organism: Dendronephthya gigantea
Lineage: Eukaryota; Metazoa; Cnidaria; Anthozoa; Malacalcyonacea; Nephtheidae
Product: fukutin-like
Exons: 13
Coding region: 829-2250 (473 amino acids)
Source: RefSeq, a predicted model, not a curated record
UUUUGGUGUCGCUCAAAAGUCAUUGCCAUUUAUACUGACAUCGUUACUGGAACUAUUUCAGGCAGUAGAGCUUUACCUAAAAAGACCUCCUGAUGUGGAAGCAUACAGAAAACGACAUCCUGCGAAGAUAAGGAGAACGGUAUUCGUUUUGAGAGAUUCUUUACGAAGUUCUAUAUACAGAAUAACUGAGACUUUCCAACAACACAUCAGUAACAUCAAACUGUCAACAAGUAACAAGGAAUUUUUGGUAUCUUUCCUGGAGUUCCAGAACUGAAGAGUUCUGCUUAAGCUAAGGCGCCAAAUUAAAAGACGAAUUCAAAGAAGAUUUUCUCUACAUGAUUUGGCCAUGAGAAUUGAGAAUUGGGUGUUUCUUUCCAGAAUGAUGAACUUCGCCACCACGGGAAAGAUUAUGUACCAUAUGAUAUGUAUUACAUGAAGUACUCUACUUACAAUGCAUGAUUAUUUCUUGUAAAUUUUAAUAGCUUUUCUGUUUAAAUCACAAAUGCUUUUAUAAUUAAACCAUGUAGAUGGUUUCACAAAUCUUUAGAUAAAUAGAUAUAUGUACGUCAAGCCAGAGUCAAGUACGGUUCAGUCGGGAAAGAUGGUCACGCUCCAGUUGAUGCUCCAUUAUUAUGUCAGCCAAAAUGGUCGAUGGCGGAACAUUCAAUUAUGAUUUGUGAUCAGAUAUAUUAAACAACGAUUGUUUCGGUAUGUAAAGAAGUUAAUAUCAAUGGCACUUUAAAAUAUGGAAAGCAGGAUCGCGUUUAUGAGCAGUGCCUAAGGGACUAAGUAUCUAAUUUUUGCCGCCGAAAUUCUAAAAAGAUACAAAUGAUCAGCAGAUGUAUUUUGAUGCAACGUUCGUUGGUUUUAUUUUUCUUAUCUCUCGUCUCUGUCACUUUUCUCUGGAUUCAGAUUUCUAUGUACAAUAAUAUAAAUCGUGGGAAACAGAGUUUUCUUGUUAACAUCGCUCCAGCGUGGAUUUCAAGCAAACACAAGGAUUUGAAAAAAACUGGACAGAAUUUACUUUCACUGCUGGAUGACUUCCUUGAAACAUGUUCCGAGAAUCGUAUCACAAUAAUUAUCAUUGAUCCGACAGUUUUGAAGAGUGUCCUAGAUGACGUGAAUUCCCAAAAGACACACCAUAGAAAAGGAUGCUAUCAUUUUUGUCAAAAACCUAUAAUCACUCUAGGUGUGCUUGAAUCUCGAUUGAAUCCAAGUGGUUUAAAUGCCCGGGUAUUGCACAGUUUGAAAGAAAAAAAAAUUGUUUAUACAAGUGUGACAGGUCAAGAUCCUAGACUUAUUAAACUAAAUGGCACAAUGGAAAAACUCGUACCAUUCCAUUAUUUAUUUACUCGUCUUGAUGUUAUCAUUCAUGUGAUAGUAUUUUAUGAUAGAAAAGCACUUGGCUUAUGGCAUGGCUCAAUUUCAUGGAAAGACUUCGCUAUCAAUCUGGACAAAAAAUUGAUUUCUUAUUAUUUUCAUAAUGAAAGUGUUCUUAAUAGAUUCUCUUUGGAUAUUUCAACUGUUGACGGUUAUACAAUCAGAUUACCUUCUGAAAUUGACGAGUUUCUGAAGAAUUUAAACACUUCCCGAUAUUUGCCUUGUAACAUGAAACGAGCAAGACAAUUUUAUUCCAAAUAUGGAGAUGAUGGGACAUCAAAGGCAGGAACGUUUAGAAAGCGCGGGAAAGAAGUGUUGAAGAUUGCGAAAAUUAUUUUAGACGAUCUAAGAGUGAGAUUUUGGCUUAGUAGUGGAACAUGUCUGGGUUGGUUCCGACAAUGUAGUGUUAUCUCUCAUGGUAAAGAUAUGGAUAUUGGAAUGUGGAUCACUGAUUAUAAUAAGCAACUUAUUGAUGAAUUCCAAAAUAAUGGAUUGUACUUAGAGCAUUUAUUUGGAAGGGUCAAUGAUAGUUUUCAGAUGUCAUUUAAGACAGUUGAUGAUAUUAAGUUGGAUAUUUUCUUCUUUUAUGAAGAAGAAACUUACAUGUGGAAUGGAGGGACUCAGGCCAAAACUGGAAAAAAAUUCAAGUACAUUUUCCCCAACUUUUCAUUAUGUUGGACAGAAUUUCUCGGAAUGAAAGUUCGAGUACCAUGUCAAACAUUAUCUUACAUUGAGGCAAAUUACGGGAAAUCCUGGGCUGAGCCAGUCAAACAUUGGGACUGGAAAAAAAGUCCAUCAAAUGUUAUUGAAAAUGGUGAAUGGGAUGAAAAAGACUGGCCAGAUGUUAUUCAAUUUUUUGAGAUUCAGUAAAAUAUUUUGCAAUGAUAUUCCCUUAUUAUACAAAGAAUGUAUAUGUAUAUAGACUAACUUUUGGUUUGUAA